This is a messenger RNA of Xiphophorus hellerii (green swordtail), 2362 nucleotides long. RefSeq lists its product as uncharacterized. NCBI's taxonomy places the organism in Eukaryota, Metazoa, Chordata, Actinopteri, Cyprinodontiformes, Poeciliidae. The record is from RefSeq and is a predicted model, not a curated record. The transcript has 3 exons. The coding region runs from base 829 to 1938 and encodes 369 amino acids. Gene Ontology annotation, cellular component: signaling receptor complex; plasma membrane.
UGCUGUUUAGACUGUACAAAGCACUCUAACGCUCAAAGGCAAACGCAUAAAGCAGAUAAAAUGACGAGACGGAACAAAUGUCAAACACGGCGCUUCUGAUCUGAGUGAGGAUUUUUCUGACCACGGUCUGACGUCCGCAGAAGAAGUAGGAUAAAAGGAAGAGGAUGAAUUUGAGAAGAGGCAGCAGGUGUGCUGUACCGAAGGGAGAACAAGAGUUUCACCUAUCAUGCUGCAGAACUCAAACUCCAGGAAUCCUGCCAUAGUUGCGUCCCUACUUAACAACGCUCAAAGCAAAACAGGAAGAUUCCCACAGAGAGCAAACAAGACACACAGAGCAAAAACAACUUAAGCCAAAACUGUUGGGACAACAACAUUUCAAAGAAACAACCGCAGGCUUCCAAUAUUCAAAACUAGUCUCCUUUCUAGGAAUUAUGUUGUAACAAUAAAGUAAUUGUGCAAUUGAAUGUGCACACAGGAAGUGACUUCAGCCAGGUAGUUAUUUUUGAUGACAUGAGCUACAAACUACAGGAAGAAAAAAAACAAUCAUAAUAAUAGAGGAGCUACUUAAAGCACAUUUAGAAAAUGGCAGGCUUCCUUGAAAACCUGAAAGGUGUGUCCCUGGAUCUUUUGCAGCAAAAAUGAAAAGGUGGAGCCACAGGAGGAGCAGUUUUCGAGGAAGCUACUCCACUCAAGGACAAUAUUCACAGAACAGCAUGAACAGCAUCCUGCUGGACGGGCUUAUCUGCUGAAGUUCACUGAACUAAAGAAAGAAUAACCCUGGACAGAAAGAUUUUCUUGGAGCACCUUUACUCCAGACUCUCCAAAUAAAUGUUUCCGGAGUCUUCCUCGUCUUUGGAGGACAGCCUAACUGCGAAAAUGUUUGCCAUCAUCGAGCAGUGGGAUGAGGCGUCCAACCAAUACACAGACGUCACCAAGAAGUACUUCAUGCUUUUGCUCAUCAAGUUUGGACUGGAAACAGCUGUGUUUUACUCAUGCAGCCCGAAAAAGUAUAUGUACUUUUUAAGCGUCUGCAGCCUGUCCGUUUUGCUGGCUGAUUUUCUUCUUACAUUGUUAAUGGGAGCUGCCUGGUUUCUCGGCCCAGAGAAGUCGUUGCCGUCAACCUGCUUCCUGUUGGCUACAGCCUCAACAACAUACGGAGCUCUGCCACUCCCUAUGUUGAUCCUCGGCUUUAUUGACUACUGCUUAGACGACACCUUUAUGAGCAAUGUCUCAGUGUUAUGGAAAACAUUUAGAAAUGUAAUCUUGACCAUGGUGGUUUGGGCGGUUGCUAUUCAUAACUCACUUCACUCUGAUUAUGCCAGACUGGUGGAACUGGAUUCUUCGGGGGAGAUAAAGGUGCUUCUCUGUAAAGUGACAGAGUCAACAGUGAUCACAACCUUUACUUUCGGACUUUUCAUGGCAUGCCUACUGACGCUGGUGCCAUUUUGGUCCAGAAUUCCCCAGUGGUUGAGAGAAGUCGACAGGAUGCUUGAAGCACGGGAGCAGCAGCAGAACAUGAGGAGCGAUCUGCUCCUCGCUUCAACCUGGAAUCCCAACCCAGAAACAAAAACCAGACCGGAGGAAUAUCCCGAGGAGAACAGCCUGACGAGGCCUCCUCUGUGGUUCAGCAUAACACUUGGCUUUAUAUUGUUCUGGAUGCCAUAUCUUGUGAUGUCUGUCUCUUGCCUGAUCUGCGGACUUGGAGUACCCACACACCUCGGAGUAAACCUUCUGUGGUUGGAGUGCUCCAACAGCCUCCUGGUGGGUUUGGUGUUCUGGGCAAAGAGCUACACAAAGGGGCCUUACAGCAGUCUACCAGAGGACGUGUGCUUAUGGCAGGUUUACUGGCACUUAAGCAAAGAUAUAAGACGGUCUCUGCCGCCUACCGCUGUGUUUAAAGCACCAUGUGAAAAGAAGAGCAGUUCAUUUCAUGUGUAGAAAAAAAUAAAUAAAUCGCCCAACAACACAGCAAUGCAGACUAAAUGAAAGUCCUCCGGCAUAUGAAUCGAUCAGUGAUCGGACUCUGUGGUUGUUACUCCAUCCUGCUCGUGGCUGAAUGUUACAAAAGCUAGACUCAGAAACGAAUCUCCACAGAUCGUCCUCUCCAGAAGCCAAGAGGUGAUUAAUUGCAGCUUUAAAUGAACUGUUAACUUUUCACUGCAUGCCUACUGAUACUGGUGCCAUUUUGGUCCAGAACUCUGAAGUUGAUCUUCGGAGCAAAAUGUUGCAACUGUUUACUGUGCACGGAGGGAAAUUUGCAAUGACUACAAAAUGUAGCAGAUCACUUUAUCUUCUUUUAUUUUAUCUUUAUGGACUCUACUGAUACAUGUUUGUCAAAAAAUAAUAAAAACAAAUUCUGAAA